AUGCGUUUUACACCACCGCUUGUCCUGGAGAGUCUCCGGCUGUUCUUUGCACUUACAGCGCUUGUGCUGGCCGUAUCUUCGCUUUUUUUCCCCGUAUUUAUUUGUGAUGUUUGCGAAAAUGAGACCGACACCAGCAAUGUUUCCGUGAAGGGCGAGAUAACGUUUUGGAAACAUUCCCUUUGGCCGAGUGAAAGUGUCAAGAAUGAGUCAAACAAAUUGGAUCUUGUGGAGUACUUUAAUUGCCACAAGGGCAAGGUGCGCAUUCAGAUGGUGGAGGGUAUUGCCAUCAUUGUGUGCGUUUUGACUGGUGCAAACUUCUCAAUGUGCAUUUUUGGGCUUUUCUUCGGCCAUAUUUUGUUCAUUGGGCUGAUUGUGUACUUAUUUCUGGCUAUUGGGCUGUCUGCGUGUGUGAUUGGAUUUUUGCUGGAGUGGUACCACCUGGGCUGGUGUGAGGGCCAACCUCCACUUGUGGAGGAGGGUCGAAUGAGUUGGAAGUACGGCAUUGGAUGGAUACUAAUGGUCGGCGUCUGUGCCGCCUCACUUGUGGGCCUCCUCUUGUCCAUUUGUUUCUCCCUAUUCCGGCGAAAAGGUGGGUAA
Trypanosoma cruzi is the source of this 597-nucleotide messenger RNA. RefSeq lists its product as uncharacterized. NCBI's taxonomy places the organism in Eukaryota, Euglenozoa, Kinetoplastea, Trypanosomatida, Trypanosomatidae. The record is from RefSeq and is a predicted model, not a curated record. The coding region runs from base 1 to 597 and encodes 198 amino acids. The transcript has a single exon.